AUGAAGUUACUCGUGCUGUUAGUCAGUGUGGUAGUUGUCGCCGCUAAGCCGACGACUGACGAAGAAGUCGUCGGCUCCGUCAUCGGAGUUGUCAAAGGAUGCGCUGAACAAGAUAUGGCCUUGUGCCUUAAGGAAAGGGCACUCAAAUAUGCCGAAAAUUUGGCAACAGCCCGUGAAAUUAGCAUCGUCGACGGCAUCACACUGAUCGGCACUGGUUCUUCUCGUGGUGCCAGGUCUUUCGAGCCUCUAUCUGAAGAACCCAAGGCUAGGGAAAACCAGGUGGAAUCCAGAUUAGUUGACGCUGCUGCAGAGUUCCUGGAGAAUCACGUCAUUCAGCUGCGUGUACCAAAGAGCACCGUCGAAGAUGUCAAGCGAUCGCUUGAGGAAGGCCGUGCCAAAAAGAAGAAGUUGAAGCAGCUCCUCCCCAUCUUCGCCCUCCUCCAACUGAAAAUUCAAUCCCUGAUCCCUCUCUUCCUCGGUAUCAUCGCCUUUGCCGCAAUCAAGGGUCUUCUCCUCGCGAAGGCAGCACUCCUCGCUUCUGCUCUUCUCCUCCUCAAGAAACUUCUGUCCAAGAGCGAUCACCAUGAAAGCUACGAAGUCGUAGCUCACCCACACCACGAUGAGCACUACAGCCACGGCGGCGGUCACGGCGGCUGGGGAAGAUCCCAGGAUGCCCAAAACUUAGCCUACAGCGCUUACUCCACCUAAACCUAAGUUAGUUAAAACUCAUCUCGUGUUAGUCUCACGCGGA
Messenger RNA from Melitaea cinxia (Glanville fritillary), 751 nucleotides. RefSeq lists its product as uncharacterized. Lineage: Eukaryota; Metazoa; Arthropoda; Insecta; Lepidoptera; Nymphalidae. Bases 1 to 708 code for a protein of 235 amino acids. The record is from RefSeq and is a predicted model, not a curated record. The transcript is spliced from 3 exons.